AUGUCAAAAGAAGGUACCAAAGAUCAAGAGGAGAUGCCGGAUCUGGAGAAUGGCAACUACGUAUUCAUAUCGCCAGAAGAAUUUCGCGAAUAUCUUCGAGAGAUUCAGGAAUGGAUUGCGAUCACAGGCAGGCCAAGGUAUGUACACUCUUUUGGCCAGUUCUGGCUCAGUGUCUGUCGAGAUGAGAGGGGAUACUUGAAUUUGCAAUUCGAAUAA
Molecule: messenger RNA, 216 nt
Organism: Protopolystoma xenopodis
Lineage: Eukaryota; Metazoa; Platyhelminthes; Monogenea; Polystomatidea; Polystomatidae
Source: the annotation of a GenBank genome assembly